This is a messenger RNA of Hevea brasiliensis (rubber tree), 1762 nucleotides long. RefSeq names its product RING-H2 finger protein ATL3-like. The record is from RefSeq and is a predicted model, not a curated record. The coding region runs from base 401 to 1234 and encodes 277 amino acids. The transcript has a single exon. NCBI's taxonomy places the organism in Eukaryota, Viridiplantae, Streptophyta, Magnoliopsida, Malpighiales, Euphorbiaceae.
CGCUUGUUUUAGACCCCAAACCAGUCUGGUUCUUUCGUUUCUUCUUCGUCCGUCUCCUCUCGCUAGGUCCAAGUCUUUAGUCCUCAAUUUGAUUUCAUCAUUCUUAGACUCCAAUCCUAUCCCAUUCUUACGAUUUCUCAACUUAAAUAACGAGUUCGCUGCUUCUUUCUCUUUCUUAUAUUGUAUUUAUACCUCAUUCUUGAAUCUUUAUUAAUUCAUAUCAUAAUUUUAUUUUUUUUCGUCUGUGAUUCUUUGAAAUCACUGCAAAACGAAGAGACCCAUUUGGGUUCUGCUGCAUUUUUCACAAUCUUUCGUAAUUCUUAUCUGGGUUUUGCUCACUUGCUUUUUGGUAACAAGUACAUUUCAAGAAGAUACGUCUUUUUUUUUUUGAGAAUUAGCUAUGGGGGAUUUGGACAAUUCAGCAACAGUACAAAUAACAGGAAAGAUCAUGGUGUUGGCCAUAAUAAUUCUAUUUAUGGUGGUGGUUUUUGUUCUCUUUCUUCAUCUUUAUGCAAAAUGGUUUUGGUGGCGCAUUGAAGAGCCUACUCCUUCACCACCCUCUCGCCGGAACCGCCGCCGUUUCGUUUUUACCCCUGGUCAGGACCCAGUGCGGAGAGGGCUAGAGCUCUCCGUCCUUAGAUCCCUACCAGUGGUAAUUUUCCAAUCUAAAAACUUCACAGACGGGUUAGAAUGUGCAGUUUGCUUAUCUGAAGUUGCAGAAGGAGAAAAAACGAGGUUGCUACCUAAAUGCAACCAUGGAUUCCAUGUCGAUUGUAUAGAUAUGUGGUUUCAGUCCCACUCCACUUGCCCACUCUGUAGAAACUCUGUAGCGCCAUUGCCUGAAUGCUCCAGCUUCGACAGUGAUGAUUUGCAAGAGAAUAUUCAGUCUCCAGAGGAAAUUUUGGCUUCUGGGUAUUCCACAGAUUCUCCAAAUUUUCCCACAAAUGUGUUGUUUUGGGGGGACCAGACUCAAGUAAGCACUGGCGGCGGUGGUGGAGGCGGUGGCUUGGAAGAAGGAACUUCCUCUCAAGAACCUUCUUCUUCUUAUUCUUCUUCUUCUGCUAGGCAAGAUGAGAUGAUGGUUAUCGAUAUACCUGUGCAAAUGAGUGACAAUUUUCCUGACGAAGAAUCGAAGUCGCCAAUGCCUACACAACGGUUAAGAUCAUUGAAGAGGCUUUUGAGCAGGGAAAAAAGGGUGGCUCCCAGUAGUUCUAGUGGUUCUGUUGAUGUCUAACCAGUGAGGAGAAGAAAUGUAUUUUAUAUAUAGUUCUUGAAAGAAAGAAGUGCUUGUGAAUGACUCAAGAUAUUGCAUUAUCUUUAUCUCGUCAACAUUGGCUUGGUUUGGUUGGAGUUGCUGAAAUUGGACUCUUUUCAACAUCGUCCUUCAGAUUUGGUGCUUCUUUUGGGGGUAAAGAUAACCUCUCUGCUAGAUUUGCUCAGUGUUUUCUGCUUUUUGAUACUGAGAAUUCUGAGAUGAUGAAGUCAGAUGUUGCUGGUAAACUAUGGUUUGGAAGCAGAGGUUUAGGAACAACUGUUUGAAAUGAAAGUAUUGCGUGAGAACAGACAAGAGAGUAGGGUACCAGGCUAGGCACGCUUCUCUGUUUAAAGAAGGUGGAGCAAUCCAUCUUCUACUGCAGAAGAUGUAUUUCCAUUACAUUCUUGUUUCAAAUAUUGAUUCAUCUGUUGUAGAGCUGUUAAUCCAUUUAAAAUCCAUGGAUUGAAUUUGUUUUAUUUGUUGAAGUACAGCAAGUAGUUUAAACAA